Gopherus evgoodei (Goodes thornscrub tortoise) is the source of this 5601-nucleotide messenger RNA. RefSeq names its product kinesin family member 2A (gene KIF2A). Bases 156 to 2390 code for a protein of 744 amino acids. Gene Ontology annotation, biological process: microtubule-based movement. The transcript has 21 exons. The record is from RefSeq and is a predicted model, not a curated record. Lineage: Eukaryota; Metazoa; Chordata; Testudines; Testudinidae. Gene Ontology annotation, molecular function: microtubule binding; microtubule motor activity; ATP binding.
AUGAAGUGCGCAGGCGCAGCGGCUCCCAGCGCCUGUUGUAUCCGGCCGGCGCCUUUUCUCCCUUCCCCCGGAGCCGCUUGCCGCUGCCCUGUGCCCUCCCCGCCCCCUGCGCGUCCGCCCGGCAGCGCCUCGGACCCCGGCUGCCCCAUGAAGCGAUGGCAGCGGCCAACUUCGGCAAGAUCCAGAUCGGGAUCUAUGUGGAGAUCAAGCGCAGCGAUGGUCGAAUACAUCAAGCUAUGGUAACAUCUCUCAAUGAAGAUAAUGAAAGCGUUACUGUUGAAUGGAUUGAAAAUGGAGACACUAAAGGCAAAGAGAUUGACUUGGAGAGUAUAUUCUCACUUAACCCAGAUCUUGCGCCUGAUGAAGAUAUUGAACCCAGCCCAGAGACUCCACCACCUCCCACUCCUUCAGCCAAAGUAAACAAAAUUGUGAAGAAUCGACGGACUGUGGCUCCUAUUAAGAAUGAAACUCCUGCCAGAGACAACAGAGCGGUUGGUUCUGCACGUGCACGGCCUACUCAACUUCCUGAUCAGUCUUCCUCUACACAACAGAAUGGUAGUGUUUCAGAUAUAUCUCCAGUUCAAGCUGCAAAAAAGGAAUUUGGACCCCCUUCACGUAGAAAAUCUAAUUGUGUGAAAGAGGUUGAAAAAUUGCAAGAGAAACGUGAGAAAAGAAGGCUACAGCAGCAGGAACUUAGAGAAAAAAGAGCUCAGGAUGUUGAUGCUACAAACCCAAAUUAUGAAAUUAUGUGUAUGAUAAGAGAUUUCAGGGGAAGUUUGGAUUAUAGACCAUUGACAACAACUGAUCCUAUUGAUGAACACAGGAUAUGUGUUUGUGUACGAAAAAGGCCGCUCAAUAAAAAAGAAACUGUAAUGAAAGACCUUGAUGUAAUCACAAUUCCUAGUAAAGAUGUUGUGAUGGUACAUGAACCAAAACAAAAGGUGGAUUUAACAAGGUACCUAGAAAACCAAACUUUUCGCUUUGACUAUGCCUUUGAUGACACUGCUCCUAAUGAAAUGGUUUACAGGUUUACAGCUCGACCACUAGUGGAGACCAUAUUUGAAAGGGGAAUGGCUACAUGUUUUGCAUAUGGGCAAACAGGCAGUGGAAAAACCCAUACUAUGGGUGGUGACUUUUCAGGAAAGAACCAAGAUUGUUCUAAAGGAAUUUAUGCACUUGCAGCUCGAGAUGUCUUUUUAAUGCUAAAGAAGCCAAACUAUAAGAAGUUAGAACUUCAAGUAUAUGCAACAUUUUUUGAGAUUUACAGUGGGAAGGUUUUUGACUUGUUGAACAGGAAGACCAAAUUAAGGGUGCUGGAGGAUGGUAAACAGCAGGUCCAAGUGGUGGGAUUACAGGAACGGGAGGUUAAAUGUGUUGAAGAUGUACUCAAGCUUAUUGAAAUAGGCAACAGCUGCAGAACAUCUGGUCAGACAUCUGCAAAUGCACAUUCAUCUCGGAGCCAUGCAGUGUUUCAGAUUAUUCUGCGAAGGAAAGGAAAACUGCAUGGUAAAUUUUCCCUGAUUGAUUUGGCUGGAAAUGAAAGAGGAGCAGAUACUUCCAGUGCAGAUAGGCAAACACGACUGGAAGGUGCUGAAAUUAACAAGAGCCUUUUAGCACUCAAGGAGUGCAUUAGAGCCUUAGGCCGAAAUAAACCUCAUACUCCAUUCAGAGCAAGCAAACUUACUCAGGUGCUAAGAGAUUCAUUCAUAGGAGAAAAUUCCCGUACCUGUAUGAUUGCUACUAUCUCUCCAGGGAUGGCAUCCUGUGAAAAUACUCUAAAUACACUGAGAUACGCAAAUAGAGUAAAGGAAUUUGGAAUUAGUCCUUCGGACAUUCCCUUCUCACAGAGUAGUGGCAGUCGCUCUGAUCUCUCUCCUUCCUAUGAGUAUGACGACUUUUCUCCUUCGAUCACCAGAGUGAAGGAACUGACGGUUGAUCCUAGUGCUGCAGGAGAUAUCCGUCCAAUUAUACACCAUGCUCCAAAUCAAAUUGACGAUUUAGAGACACAGUGGGGUGUAGGGAGCUCACCUCAGAGAGAUGAUCUUAAACUUCUUUGUGAACAAAAUGAGGAAGAAGUUUCUCCACAGUUGUUUACUUUCCAUGAAGCUGUGUCACAAAUGGUAGAAAUGGAAGAGCAAGUAGUAGAAGACCACAGGGCAGUCUUCCAGGAAUCUAUUCGAUGGUUGGAAGAUGAAAAAGCUCUUCUAGAGAUGACUGAAGAAGUAGAUUAUGAUGUGGAUUCUUAUGCUACACAACUUGAAGCAAUUCUAGAACAAAAAAUUGACAUUCUGACUGAACUCCGAGAUAAAGUGAAAUCUUUCCGGGCAGCUCUACAAGAGGAGGAACAGGCCAGUAAACAGAUCAAUCCGAAGAGACCACGCGCCCUUUGAAAUGGGCCUCUGCUGCUAAUGGAUCCCCCGAAUCCUUACUGCUGUAACAUACAGUUGUUAUAAGACGGUGGCUGUAAGAACUCAACUACUUGAAAGUGUAAAAACUUUUGAAGUGUCUGUGGAAAUGUCCAGUUUCUCCUUCACCUGAAUGACAUUUUCAGUUUUGUGUGAAACACUUCAUCAUUGCUUCUAGACCAGACAGCACAGCACAACCAUGCAGGGUUCAGAGCUGUGAAGCACUUUGUUUAAAACUUUUCAUUUAUUCAAAUUGUGAAUUUUAUGUUUUGGAAAUCUUUGCCAUUUUUUUUAAUAAUGAAGUAAAACUGUGGACUUGAAAAACUUCACUAUUUCCUUUUAACUAUGUUCAGUUUUGUUACAAAGACCAUCUGUGCAGUUUUAAAUUGUUUGCGUGCAUGCACACCUCAUCAGUGAUUGUACAUAACUUCUCUUCUAGAGACAGCUGUGCUAACCUAUUCCCAUUCUGUGCCUUGAUGAAGGCUACUUGACCCUAAAUGUCCUUUCUGAAGCACAGCCUUAAUAAAUGACAUUCCUUAUUUGUCAAUGUAAAUUACUUUUAUUGUGUGUACAUCUUUAAUGUGUGUGAGUCCCCCGCCCCCCUUUUUUUUGUUGUUGGUGACUAGUUCAUUUCACAGGAUGUACAACAGCUGGACAUUCCAUCCUCGUAGUAAUCUGGAAUCAUGAUUUAUUUGAAUACCAUAAAAAUGGUUAUAAAAUGCUAACAUUUUCUUUGUAAAGAACAAUAUAAAUUUGUUGAUGUAUAAUAAAAGGUAACAUUUAAGUAUGGAGGAGAGUUGUAUGUUAGAAUAAUACAGAUAUACAGUAUAUGUAAGUGUGAUAAAUGCUGUCUAGAAUAAAGGUGCAAUCUGAUCUCUACAUAUGGGUAGGAGGACUAAAAGUUCAGGGAUCCAGUGACUAGCAUAAACAAAAUAUCUUUUCACAAACUAUUUAAAAAUUUGGCUUCUGAUGCAUGACAACUUACAUGUGCAUUAACUGUAGUUUGCAGAUAGUUUGUCUGGAGUAGUACUGUUGCUUUAAAGAAAGUAGCUAAUGCAUAUUUUUCCCUUUGUACAGUGCUAGCAGCUGAAAAGUGGGGUGAAUCUGUAUCAUUUUGGAUUUGCACAAUAGGCUGCACAAACUCUACAUAAUGCAAUAUAAAUCCCCCAGGUACCUGAAGUUUCACAAAUAGCACCAUGUGUAUCCAGCACUUUUUAGGUGGUGGCUUGAGUUAUUUCUGCCAGUCAGUGUCCGAAAAAAAGAGAGAAAAAAAACAAACUCCUUUUAUGUAAGAACUUUUUGUCAAACAAUUGUAGCCCUCUCUGAGUUCUCCCUGUUUCCAGGACAGAUUCUAAGAGUUAAUAUCAGCAGACCCUAGGAAUGGUUUUAAACUUGGUUUUUAGAACACAAGCCCAUUUAUGCUGGGACUGAAGGGAAAUAAAGGGAAGGCAAUGAAAAGAGAGCUAAAUGAGCCAGAGAUUUUCAGCAUUUAAUGUUUGUAACUCCCAUCGGAAGGUAGGCUAUGGGAGACCCUUGUUGCAUCAUGGUAAAAAGCUCCUAUCUGUAAACAUGAAAGCUGAAAAAGCAAUGUAGAUUUUACAUAAUGUGUUUAAUAAAUUAAACAAUGAAACAUCAAUUAGAGAUGAGAACUUACUUCUAUGAAACUUGCAUUUACUUUGGGAAGGAGUUUACCUUGUGAUCACAUCUAUUGAAAUUAGAUGUAUGAGAUUUAAAAAAAAAAUCAUACUUAAAAGGCACAUGGUGCGAGAAUGGGUGUUUGUUUUAUUGUAAUAACCAUCCUGUACAGGCUCAAAUUGUUUCACUGACUUCAGUCCUUAAACAGCUAUAUCAAAAUGUACUGAUCUUUCACUGCAUUCAUCUAAGAAUGCAAUCCAUCAAAAAUAUUGAGGAAACUAUUAAAUAACUAAGUAAAACUAGCAAAAGUGUUUCUGUUCAUAGUAACUGAUGAUGCAGGUUAAAAGCAUUCCCCGCUGCUUAAAUUAAAAGCUUUAAUUAAAAUGAUCUGAAUUGAUAAGUCUAAAUCUCACUUUCCUCAAGGUUUGAGCCAUAUCAUGUAGAAGAUUUAUAUACAAGUCAAGAUAAUGUGGGUGGCGUUCCUUUAGCAAGUCACAACCUUUUUGUCUACCUCUGAAGAGUUUUGUGAUACAUACAGUGCUUCAAGAUCCUUUGAAAUGUGUAAUCUAAAUGUGAUUCAUUAUGGAUUAUUGCAUCAAACUGCAAUUAAGAAUGGUAGAUGCUAUUCAGAUUGUUGUAAGUUUCAUGAGAAAUUGUGCAGCUAGUUUAAGUAUGAAUCUGCUGUAUUUUAGAUAUGCCUGCUCCUAUCAAUGUCCAGUUUUUAAAAUAAUCAUGUAAAAUACAUUUUACUUUCAUCACUGAUGAGAGAUUAUUCUUAGCUACAUAUUUCACUGCCUAGUUCUUGCCUCCCAUACUAUGCCUCCCAUCACAAAAGAAGUCAUGUGGGUUAAUGGAAAGGAAAGAAGUAUGAUCACUUACAUAUUUCCACUUUAGGGAAAGUAGCUUCUUAGGAACAUUCUGCUAUAAUGGAUAGCCAGUGAUAUUAUCUUUAUGUGGUAAACUCAUUCCCCAAAAGGUGAUACGCUUAAGCCGAGUUCAAGUGGAUGUUUAUAGAAGGAAAUCAGGACACUUGCUGAUCUGAGGUUUUAAAAGAGUAGGAUACCACACCAAUUAAGGCCAAUUGUCUUAGCUUGCAUAGAGGGAAGUUAGAGAAUAGAGUCUAAAUCCUACCAACGUGUGUGAGGUAAAACCUUAGUUUUUACUGACAUUUCCCCCCUCCCACCCCACCAAAAAGCUAAAUGGGACCAGUGCUGCUGCUAUUCCAGUCAGCUACUGGCUGCAGAUUGGUCUGUCAAGCCAGGGUUUGCUAGUUUUGUAUAGAUUGCUUAUUUUCUGCAUGCUGGGAGAAGAGGGCUGUCAUGCUAGCCUAAGGUGAAUAGAGGCUCUCUUGUCCAGACUCUGAAGCAAUACUUACUUAUAGAACCUUAUGAUAGAGUGAGACAUGCUUGUUCCUUGUAAGAUGCUGUGUACCAAGGCCUGAAGACCUCCACCAGCUGUUGCAUUUACAGAUUUUGCACUUAAGACCUUCAACCAACUCCAGAGCUGGCUGGGGGGGCAAGUGGGCCAUUUGCCCCAGGCCCUGCAGGGCCCCCCACGAGAA